Messenger RNA from Priapulus caudatus, 1152 nucleotides. Its product is annotated as G-protein coupled receptor moody-like. Gene Ontology annotation, biological process: G protein-coupled receptor signaling pathway. NCBI's taxonomy places the organism in Eukaryota, Metazoa, Priapulida, Priapulimorpha, Priapulimorphida, Priapulidae. Gene Ontology annotation, cellular component: membrane. The transcript has a single exon. Bases 1 to 1152 code for a protein of 383 amino acids. The record is from RefSeq and is a predicted model, not a curated record. Gene Ontology annotation, molecular function: G protein-coupled receptor activity.
AUGUCACUGCUCGCGGGCACGCCGACGCCGGCAGCCGUCGACGACGCUGCGUCGUCGUCGGCGGCGGCAGACGUCGCCGUGGUGUUUCCCGCCGACGCCGUAUGGCUGGCGUUCACCUUCUGCGUCGUCUACGCAAUCGUCGGCAGCGUCGGCAACGUGGCGACGGUCGUAGCGGUCGGCAACUCUCGCAAGCUGCGUCGCAAUUCGGCCAACUUCUUCGUCGUCAACCUGGCGGCGGCCGACCUCGUCUUCUGCGCCGUCAUACUGCCGCUGAACGCCGUCAAGUGGUACGAGCGUCGCUGGACGCUCGGCGCGACGUUCUGCGUCGCCUACCCGUGCCUCUUCUACGGCGCGCAGGCCGCAUCGAUCAUGCUCAUGCUGGCGGUCACCGUCAACCGCUACGUCGCCAUCGUGCACAACCACCUCUACGCGAAGAUCUACGGCCGACGCGCCGUCGUCGUCGCGAUGGUCGUCUUCUGCUGGCUGUUCGUCGGCGCGAUGCUGGCGCCGCAGGCCGCCGGCGCGUGGGGCGAGUUCGGCUACAAGAACGCGACAUUCUCGUGCACGUUCCGCGAGAACGACGGCGGAAACUCGCAACCGUUUCUCUUCGUCGUCGGCGUCGUCGUUCCGCUGGCGAUCAUGACGGUCUGCUACCUGCGCAUACUGCUCACCGUGCGCGCCAGCCGCGCGCUCGUGCGUCGCUUCAGCGCCCCUCGCCAGGGGGAGCAGCGCGACCAGCGGCGGCGCAUCAGGCGCAACGACCGUCGGCUGGCGACGAUGAUGAUCGUCGUCUUCGCGGCGUUCGUCGGUUGCGCGGCGCCGGCCGUCGUCAUCGAUUUCGCGCUCGGCGACGCCGACCUGCCGACGCUGCAGGUCGUCGGCUUCGUGCUCACGUGGACGUCCAGCGUCGUCAAUCCGCUCAUCUACGCCUUCUCCAACACCAACUACCGGCAGGCGUACAGCGACGUGUUCUGCUCGCGACGACGACGCGGCGUGCAGCGCUGGGCGAGCCGCAAGUCGAGCACGGUGACGACGACGAUAUCGACCAGCUCCGGAUACAGCUUGUCGCGCACGGCCAGCGCUUCCGGAUCCGGGAAGCGGCGGGUCAACGACGACGCGCCGCAACGUGGCGUUGCCGACGACACGCUGUAA